AUGUUAGUCCAGUCUCUACUGUUGAUCGCCUGUCUAGGAUUUGGGGCGUUCUCAGCCCCCACUGCCCCCCCGGAGACCCAUCAACGUCGGUCCUUCAAGGUGGAAAGCAUUCUGCGCGAUAACGACAUUCAAGGCCCUAUCGCUCUACGCCAGGCCUACCGAAAGUAUGGAAUCAAUCCGAUAGACCUUGGGGUUGAGCUUCCCGAUUUCGAACCGGUUGUCGUGAAGAACGCCGUUGCUAACAAGAACAUCUCCGAGCCCGAGGCGGCCGGCGCCGUCAGUGCCGCCUCCGUUCAGGAAGACGCCGCAUUUGUCUCGCCCGUGAUCGUCGGCGGCCAGAAGAUCAUGAUGAAUUUUGAUACGGGCUCCGCUGACUUCUGGGUGAUGAACCCCAAUGUGGCGGGCAUCGACCUGGCCGGCCGUGAAGUGUUCAAUGUCUCCAAUUCAACCACGUUCCAGAAAAUGGACGAGGCGACCUUCAGAAUCAGCUACGGUGACCGAUCUUAUGCAUGGGGCUACGUCGGCACCGAUACCGUCGACAUCGGCGGCGCCGUUGUAUCGGGCCAGGCCAUUGGGAUUCCUACGACCGUGUCCAGCUCCUUCCUCGAGGACACCCACUACAACGGACUGGCGGGGUUUGCCUUCUCGACAGUCAGCACCAUGCGGCCUCGCCAGCAGAAGAAUUUUCUGGAGAAUCUAGCCAAGGAUCUCGACGAGCCUGUGCUGACCGCCUCUCUCAAGCCCAAGGCCGUCGGCGAGUACGAGUUCGGCUUCGUCGACCCCGACAAGUACCGCGGUGAGCUCGUCAAUAUCACCGUUGACCCGUCCAAUGGCUUUUGGCAGGUCCCGUCCCUCCACUACAAGAUCGGGAACGGCACGCUGAUCAAGCGCGACAACGCCACCCCUGCCAUCGCUGACACAGGCACGACGCUCAUGCUUCUCGACAACGAGGUCGUCAAGGCCUACUACGCCCAGGUCCCCAAUGCUGUCCACCUCUUCAAUGUUGGCGGGUAUGCCUACCCUUGCAAUCAAACGCUACCCGAUCUGUCCGUCGGCUUUGGUGACAGCCACCUGGCUUACCUCCCGGGCGAGCUUCUGGGGUAUUCGCAGAUCGGCACCAACCAGACCACCGGUGAACCGGUUUGUUUCGGGGGCGUACAAUCAAACCAGGGAAGCAAAAUGCAAAUCUUGGGUGAUGUCUUCCUGAAGGCAUUCUACGUGGUGUUUGACCUGCGUGGGCCUUCGAUCGCGAUUGCUACGCCUCACUGA
Molecule: messenger RNA, 1269 nt
Organism: Aspergillus candidus
Lineage: Eukaryota; Fungi; Ascomycota; Eurotiomycetes; Eurotiales; Aspergillaceae
Product: pepsin-like aspartic protease
Exons: 3
Coding region: 1-1269 (422 amino acids)
Biological process (GO): proteolysis
Molecular function (GO): aspartic-type endopeptidase activity
Source: RefSeq, a predicted model, not a curated record